AUGAUUUGGGUUGCUUCUCUGUUCGUGGUGUUGCCAUUUGUGUCUGCGCAAUCACCAGUCUACGGCCAAUGCGGUGGAAUUGGAUGGACCGGAGCCACUACUUGUGCUUCCGGGUCGUGCUGCACCUACUCCAAUCCUUACUAUUCCCAGUGUGUUCCUUGUACUGGUGGAGGAACUACGACCACUACCACAUCGAGCAAGUCUACGACUACCACCACAUCUAGCAACUCACAAUCAACCACUUGCAGUCUCCCGUCGAAGUACACUUGGUCAUCGACCGGACCGCUGGCAAACCCAAAAUCUGGGUAUGUCGCUCUCAAAGAUUUCAGCCACGUUCCGUACAAUGGUCAGCACCUUGUAUACUCUUCAGAUGUCAAUUCUGCAGGCAACUACGGCUCCAUGAAUUUUGCCCUCUUCACAGAUUGGUCUGCCAUGACCUCAGCGAGCCAGAAUCAAAUGGGUACGGGAGCUGUUGCACCCAACCUGUUCUACUUCACUCCAAAAGGUAUCUGGGUGCUCGCCUAUGAAUGGUGUGCCAGUCCUUUCUGUUACAUGACCUCCAGCGAUCCCACCAACGCAAAUGGAUGGUCAUCGCCGCAGCCCCUCUUUACGGGCUCCAUCAGCUCCUCUAGCACCGGCCCUAUUGACCCCGCACUUAUCGCCGAUGACACUACCAUGUAUCUAUUCUUUGGAGGAGACAACGGCAACAUCUACCGGUCUUCUAUGCCGAAAAGCAACUUCCCGGGCAGCUUUGGCUCAUCAUCAACGGUUGUCUUGAGCGACUCGGUUAACAACCUCUUUGAAGCCGUUCAGGUCUAUAGUGUUAAGGGCCAAAACCAAUAUCUCAUGAUCGUCGAGGCAAUCGGAGCCAACGGGAGGUACUUCCGCUCAUUCACGGCAACUAGUCUGGGCGGAACGUGGACACCGCAGGCCACAAGCGAGUCCGCACCCUUCGCCGGCAAGGCCAACAGCGGCGCUACCUGGACAGACGACAUCAGUAGCGGCGAUCUGAUUCGGAGCAGUGCCGACGAAACUAUGCCUAUUGAUCCGUGCAACCUGCAGUUUCUCUACCAGGGGCGAGCCACUGGCUCUAGCGGCUCCUAUAAUCUCCUACCAUACCGUCCUGGUCUACUGACACUGCAGAAAUAA
Molecule: messenger RNA, 1149 nt
Organism: Penicillium riverlandense
Lineage: Eukaryota; Fungi; Ascomycota; Eurotiomycetes; Eurotiales; Aspergillaceae
Gene: abfII
Product: putative extracellular glycosyl hydrolase/cellulase
Exons: 2
Coding region: 1-1149 (382 amino acids)
Biological process (GO): L-arabinose metabolic process
Cellular component (GO): extracellular region
Molecular function (GO): alpha-L-arabinofuranosidase activity; cellulose binding
Source: RefSeq, a predicted model, not a curated record